This is a messenger RNA of Chrysoperla carnea, 3389 nucleotides long. RefSeq names its product ATP-citrate synthase-like. Gene Ontology annotation, molecular function: ATP citrate synthase activity. The record is from RefSeq and is a predicted model, not a curated record. The transcript is spliced from 2 exons. Gene Ontology annotation, cellular component: cytosol. The coding region runs from base 1 to 3363 and encodes 1120 amino acids. Gene Ontology annotation, biological process: tricarboxylic acid cycle; citrate metabolic process; acetyl-CoA biosynthetic process. Lineage: Eukaryota; Metazoa; Arthropoda; Insecta; Neuroptera; Chrysopidae.
AUGUCAGCGAAAGCGAUAAGGGAAGUAACUGCAAAAGGUAUACUAAAUCGACAUUUAGAAAGUAAAGGUGCCCCGAAAAAUACACAAAAAUGUCAGUUUAUCCAAGUCGACGUAACUACCCGAUUAAAUGACUUAGAAAGAGAACAUGAGUGGCUUAAAACAACGAAAUUAGUUGUUAAACCAGAUGAGUUAAUUAAACGUCGUGGUAAACUAGGCUUAAUCGGUCUCGAUUUAUGGAUCCCAAAUGCAAUUAAAUGGAUUAACGAUCGACAGGGUACAUAUCAAACGGUUGGAAAAGCAAAAGGUAAAUUACGCCAUUUUAUAAUCGAAAAAUUUGUCCCGCAUAAAUCUGAGGAAGAUGCGUAUGUUUGUAUAUACAGCGAACGUGAUCAAGAUGUGAUAUUAUUCUCCCACGAAGGUGGUGUUGAUAUUGGAAAUGUUGAAGAUAAAGCAGAACGUUUAGAUGUACCGGUUACCAACGAAAGUUCCGUAACCCCCGAUGCAAUUAAAUCGAAAUUAUUAACAAAAAUAUCGAACAGUAAGCAACAAUUCGUUGCGGAAUUCAUAAAUGCUCUUUAUAAAUUAUAUGUUGAAUUAUAUUUUACUUAUUUGGAAAUAAAUCCGUUGGUUAUUACGGAUACGGAAAUAUCGAUAUUAGAUGUAGCUGCAAAAUUAGAUGCAACUGCUGAAUUUACAUGUCGUAAAUUAUGGGGUAAAUUUGAAUAUCCACCACCAUUUGGACGUGAAUUAUUACCUGAAGAAGCAUUUAUUGCUGACUUAGAUGCAAAAAGUGGUUCGUCCCUAAAAUUAACGGUUUUGAACCGAAAUGGUCGUAUAUGGACAAUGGUAGCUGGUGGGGGUGCUUCAGUUAUUUACAGUGAUACAAUUUGUGAUUUAGGUGGGGCAUCUGAACUUGCUAACUAUGGGGAAUAUAGUGGGGCUCCAACCGAAGGACAAACAUACGAGUAUGCAAAAACUAUUUUAACGCUAAUGACCAAAUCACAAAAACAUCCUAAAGGUAAAGUUUUGAUUAUCGGUGGAGGUAUCGCUAAUUUUACGAAUGUUGCAUCUACAUUUAGCGGUAUUAUUCGAGCAUUAAACGAAUUUCAAGAUAAAUUAAUCGAGCAUAAUGUUAGUAUUUUUGUAAGACGUGCUGGACCAAAUUAUCAAGAAGGAUUACGUCGUAUGCGCGAGCUUAGUAAAACUCUUGGAGUACUCAUGCAUGUUUAUGGACCGGAAUUGCAUAUGACGGCAGUUUGUGGUAUGGCUUUGGGUACACGACAUAUUGAAAAAGAACAAACGGAUCAAGCGAAUGCUUCAUUUUUGUUACCAUCUACACAAGUUCCACCAUUUCAAACUAGACAAAAAAAUUUACCAGCAAAACAAACUGAACCCUCUCCAACCACUUCAUCAAAUCAACAUUCUGGAUUAACAAAUCCACCUGAAGAAACUGGACCACCAGUAACACCUGGAGGAACCGACAUUGUACUAAUUUGUGGUUCCAAAACAUCUGGUAGGACAUCUAAUUCCUCAUUAUUUUCGAAUACAACCAAAUCAAUUGUUCUAGGAAUUCAAGCACGAGCUGUACAAUCAAUGAUUGAUUUUGAUUAUAUUUGUCGUCGGGAUAGUCCAAGUGUGGUUGCUAUGUCGUCCCCGCUUACAAAUGAUCAUAAACAAAAAUUCUAUUGGGGUCACAAAGAAAUAUUAAUUCCUGUUUAUAGGAAAUUUGAGGAAGCUGUAAGUAAACAUAAUGAUGCUGAUGUAUUAGUAAACUUUUCCUCCUUGCGUAGCGCAUAUGAAAGUACCCUUGAAGCAUUAGAAUAUCCACAAAUUCGUACAAUUGCAAUAAUCGCUGAAGGAAUACCAGAAAAUCUAACACGUCAAUUAAUUGUAUACUCAAAAGCAAAAAAUGUGACAAUUAUUGGCCCCGCCACUGUUGGUGGACUUAAAGCGGGUUGCUUUAAAAUUGGCAACACUGGUGGUAUGAUGGACAAUAUACUUUAUUCACAAUUACAUCGUCCUGGUUCGGUUGCAUACGUUACUCGUUCGGGUGGUAUGAGUAAUGAGAUGAAUAACAUCAUAUCUCAUCACACCGAUGGGGUUUAUGAAGGUAUUGCUAUCGGUGGGGAUCGUUAUCCAGGAACAACCUUUUUGAAUCAUUUAAAACGAUUUGAGGAUGAUCCAGAAGUUAAGUUGUUAGUAAUGCUUGGAGAAGUUGGAGGUCGUGAAGAGUAUGACGUUUGCGCUGCAAUUAAGAGUGGAAGACUUACCAAACCCUUAGUUGCAUGGUGUAUUGGAACUUGCGCAACGGAAUUUGAGACUGACGUCCAAUUUGGGCAUGCUGGUUCAUCUGCGCACAAUGAAUCUGAAACUGCUCAAGCUAAAAAUAAAGCGUUACAGGAAUCUGGAGCUCGUGUACCCGAAUCAUUUGAUAGUUUAGGUGAUUUCAUUGGUGAAGUGUAUGAUGAAUUGGUGAAAGCUGGUAAAUUAGACCCAAAACCAUAUGUGAAACCACCUACAAUGCCCAUGGAUUACAGUUGGGCUAAAGAAUUGGGUUUAAUUCGUAAACCUACUGCAUUUAUGUCGAGUAUCUGCGAUGAUCGUGGCCAAGAAUUAAUAUACGCUAACAUGAAAAUCACAGAAGUUUUAUCGAAUAAUAUCGGAAUUGGUGGUGUUAUUUCAUUGUUAUGGUUCCAACGAACUUUACCACCAUAUGUCCUUAAAUUCUUUGAAAUGUGUUUAAUAGUCUGCGCAGAUCAUGGUCCAGCUGUAUCCGGUGCACAUAAUACAAUUGUAUGCGCUCGUGCCGGGAAAGAUUUAGUUUCUUCGUUGGUCUCGGGUUUAUUAACAAUUGGUGAUCGUUUUGGUGGAGCCUUGGAUGGUGCUGCGAAACAGUUUAGUGAAGCGUAUGAUGCUGGUUGGGAGCCAAUCGAUUUUGUGAAUCAAACACGUAAACAAGGACGAUUAAUUAUGGGUAUUGGACAUCGGAUUAAAUCUGUCAAUAAUCCUGAUAUGCGGGUGAAAAUUAUCAAAGAUUUUGUUAUGGAGAAUUUUCCCGCUAAGCCUUUGUUAGAGUAUGCGUUAGAAGUUGAGAAAAUUACCACGUCCAAGAAACCAAAUUUGAUUUUAAAUGUGGAUGGAGUUAUUGCAACGGCUUUUGUGGAUAUGUUACGCCAUUGUGGAGCAUUUACUAGCGAGGAAGCUCAAGAAUAUAUUGAUAUUGGUACAAUUAAUUCAUUGUUUGUUCUGGGACGAACCACUGGAUUUAUUGGGCAUUAUUUAGAUCAAAAGAGAUUGCGUCAAGGUCUUUACAGACAUCCAUGGGAUGAUAUAACAUAUCUUCUGCCUGAGAAAAAAUCGUAGCAUUUUUUUUAAAACUUUUAUAAAAA